Molecule: messenger RNA, 14547 nt
Organism: Suricata suricatta (meerkat)
Lineage: Eukaryota; Metazoa; Chordata; Mammalia; Carnivora; Herpestidae
Gene: AGO2
Product: argonaute RISC catalytic component 2
Exons: 20
Coding region: 16-2895 (959 amino acids)
Biological process (GO): regulatory ncRNA-mediated gene silencing; regulation of DNA-templated transcription
Cellular component (GO): RISC complex
Molecular function (GO): endoribonuclease activity, cleaving siRNA-paired mRNA; protein binding; RNA binding
Source: RefSeq, a predicted model, not a curated record
AGUCACGUGGUCUGCAUGUACCCUUGCAGGCAGGGACGCCAGACACUUGUUCAGGGGACCGUCACCUACAGGCGCUGCCUUGGAAAGUGUUUGGGGACCCCGAGCCACGUGAAGAGGGCAGCGCUAGCGCCUCCUGCACCGCCGCCGCCGCCCGUCCAAGGAUAUGCCUUCAAGCCUCCGCCCAGACCCGACUUCGGGACCUCCGGGAGAACAAUCAAGUUACAGGCCAACUUCUUUGAAAUGGACAUUCCAAAAAUUGACAUCUAUCAUUAUGAAUUGGACAUCAAGCCAGAGAAAUGCCCGAGGAGAGUGAACAGGGAAAUCGUGGAACAUAUGGUCCAGCACUUUAAAACACAGAUCUUUGGGGAUCGGAAACCAGUGUUUGAUGGAAGAAAGAAUCUCUACACAGCGAUGCCUCUCCCGAUCGGGAGGGACAAGGUGGAGCUGGAGGUCACGCUGCCUGGAGAAGGGAAGGACCGCAUCUUCAAGGUGUCCAUCAAGUGGGUGUCCUGUGUGAGCUUACAGGCGUUACACGAUGCACUUUCGGGGCGGCUGCCCAGCGUCCCCUUUGAGACGAUCCAGGCCCUGGACGUGGUCAUGAGGCAUUUGCCAUCCAUGAGGUACACCCCCGUGGGCCGCUCCUUCUUCACGGCGUCCGAGGGCUGCUCCAACCCCCUGGGCGGAGGCCGGGAAGUGUGGUUUGGCUUCCAUCAGUCCGUCCGACCUUCUCUUUGGAAAAUGAUGUUAAACAUUGAUGUCUCAGCAACUGCAUUUUAUAAGGCACAGCCAGUCAUCGAGUUUGUUUGUGAAGUUUUGGAUUUUAAAAGUAUUGAAGAACAACAAAAACCUCUGACAGAUUCCCAAAGGGUCAAGUUUACCAAAGAAAUCAAAGGUCUGAAGGUGGAGAUCACGCACUGCGGACAGAUGAAGAGGAAAUACCGCGUCUGCAACGUGACCCGGCGGCCCGCCAGCCACCAAACGUUCCCGCUGCAGCAGGAGAGCGGGCAGACAGUGGAGUGCACGGUGGCCCAGUACUUCAAGGACAGGCACAAGCUGGUUCUGCGCUACCCCCACCUCCCAUGUUUACAAGUCGGACAGGAGCAGAAACACACCUACCUUCCCCUCGAGGUCUGCAACAUAGUAGCAGGACAGAGAUGUAUCAAAAAGCUGACCGACAAUCAGACCUCAACGAUGAUCAGAGCGACUGCCAGGUCAGCGCCAGAUCGGCAAGAAGAGAUCAGUAAGCUGAUGCGAAGUGCAAGUUUUAAUACAGAUCCGUACGUUCGUGAAUUUGGAAUCAUGGUCAAAGACGAGAUGACGGAUGUGACGGGCCGGGUCCUCCAGCCUCCCUCCAUCCUCUACGGGGGCAGGACGAAUUUGGUGGCAAACAGCCAUCAGUCACUCGUGUUUUUGUCCGUUUGUUGUUGCCCACGAAACGCCGGGCUGUUCUCAGUGCGUGAUAGGGUGUGCUGUCCACGGGGCCGCGACGGAGCUCAGGAGAAGGGUCUUGUGCUCUUCCUCGGGGCUGUCCCCCCACCCCCGGGUGCAGAGCACAGCCCUCCCCAGGCCUUGGCCUCGCAGACCGCGGGCGCUCACGGAAGCAUCUAUGGCUCAGAAAGUUCUCGAGAGCGGACGUCGAGGAGACAGGCUGUCUGUCGGAGGCGUCCUCCAUGCCGCCGGCCGAAUUCGCUGGAAGCACAGAGCAGCUCAGCUAACAAGUCCUUCACGGAGCAGCUCAGAAAGAUUUCCAGGGAUGCCGGGAUGCCGAUCCAGGGCCAGCCGUGCUUCUGCAAGUACGCCCAGGGGGCGGACAGCGUGGAGCCCAUGUUCCGGCACCUGAAGAACACGUACGCCGGCCUCCAGCUGGUGGUGGUCAUCCUGCCAGGCAAGACCCCUGUCUACGCCGAGGUCAAGCGCGUGGGAGACACGGUGCUGGGGAUGGCCACGCAGUGUGUGCAGAUGAAGAAUGUGCAGAGGACCACGCCACAGACCCUGUCUAACCUCUGCUUGAAGAUCAACGUCAAGCUGGGUGGCGUGAACAACAUCCUGCUGCCCCAGGGGAGGCCACCUGUGUUCCAGCAGCCUGUCAUCUUUCUGGGGGCUGAUGUCACCCACCCACCCGCUGGGGACGGGAAGAAGCCUUCCAUCGCUGCCGUCGUGGGCAGCAUGGACGCGCACCCGAACCGCUACUGCGCCACCGUGCGGGUCCAGCAGCACCGGCAGGAGAUCAUCCAGGACCUGGCCACCAUGGUCCGCGAACUCCUCAUCCAGUUCUACAAGUCCACGCGCUUCAAGCCGACCCGCAUCAUCUUCUACCGCGACGGCGUCUCCGAGGGACAGUUCCAGCAGGUUCUCCACCAUGAGCUGCUGGCCAUUCGCGAGGCGUGCAUUAAGCUGGAGAAGGACUACCAGCCAGGCAUCACGUUUAUAGUGGUGCAAAAAAGGCACCACACUCGGCUCUUCUGCACCGACAAGAAUGAGAGGGUUGGGAAGAGCGGAAACAUCCCGGCAGGCACAACUGUGGACACGAAAAUCACCCAUCCGACCGAGUUCGACUUCUACCUGUGUAGUCACGCUGGCAUCCAGGGGACAAGCAGGCCUUCCCACUAUCACGUGCUCUGGGAUGACAAUCGUUUCUCCUCCGACGAGCUGCAGAUCCUCACCUACCAGCUGUGUCACACCUACGUGCGCUGCACGCGCUCCGUGUCCAUCCCGGCGCCGGCUUACUACGCUCACCUGGUGGCCUUCCGCGCCAGGUACCACCUGGUGGACAAAGAACAUGACAGUGCUGAAGGAAGCCAUACCUCCGGGCAGAGCAACGGGCGAGACCACCAAGCCCUGGCGAAGGCCGUCCAGGUUCAUCAGGACACGCUGCGCACCAUGUACUUUGCUUGACGUGUCUUCGUGUUUAGGACGGUGAACGGAGUUGGAUUCACAUGAGACCAGCUACACUCAGACCAACAGACGCCCAGCCCUUCCGUGACAGCCAGCAUCGACCAUGAGACGUCAUUGAUUUUAGUAGAUUCUCCAUUUUCCAGAAUGCCUUCCGUCCCGGAUUUCAAACUUGGAUUUUGAACUGCAGACCUGUAUGAGACCCCAUUGUCGUAGGAAAUAUGGUUUGCCAAAAUCUAUAAGCUGCUUAUUAAAAUAGAGUCCCGUGUUUCCUAAAAAUCUCCUAAAACCAGUCUAUGAACUCAGGGCUUUAAAACAUUUUUAAUUUAUUUGGUCAUUCAAUUUACUUGUUUUUAACACACGAUUCUCUAUGAAAUUGAUGGGCUCGAACUAGCUGAACGUGCUCAGAGAGCGGGGGCCAUGCCGAGUGCCGCAGUGGUUUUAAAGCCUUGAGCGUUGGGAGGUGGUCGCCGACGCCAGAGCGAGCCUAGUGCGCUCCUGACGGGGCCACGGGCGGGUGGCCCGCCGAGGCGCCCCCCCGGGCGUCUCGCUCUGUCACCACCGCCUCUCACUCAGCUUGAAAUAAGGAGCGGGGGCAGAAGACGGGCCAUGUGUGUUUACAACAUUUAUAGGUCCAGAGAGAUUGGCAGACAAGUGCCAUUUUAAUAAAAAUUUAUUUAAAAAAAGAAAAAAGAAAAAAGACGAUAUGCCGACAGUCUAAUCAUAAGAUUUGUCCUAUAGGACUGUGACAUUUAUUUUCCAAAGUUUCUAAAGAAUACGGGUCUGUGGUGAUAAAUACAGUACAAUCCUUUUUCACUGUUAUGUCUUUAAUGUAAGAGGAAAAAAUAUAUAUAUCUGGUUUGCAGUAUUAAUGUGAUAGAUAGAUGCUGUUUUUCAUUUUAUUGACUACGGGGUGCUUAUUGUGAUCUGUUUAGCAUAUCAAGAGUGUUUUGGAGCCUGGAGACUGGGCCACCUCGUGUGGUUCUCGCCCUUACGUACAGGAGUAUGCAAUUGACUCAAUGUGACCGCGACCCGCCUUCCCCGCGUAGAUUGCGUGGCCUGUACCUGGGGGGGGGGGGCGAGCACACGUGGCAGCCACUUGCCGCCCCCCCUCCCCGCCCCCCGUCCCCCAUGUUGCGCAGCCAGUUAAGCACAGAUGGAAUGUAUUUGUUCUUCCGUUCCGGAAACAAGUCCGUGCGUCAGGGCGCACUUCUCUCUCUGCGUCUGGUUCUGUUAGUGGAGUCUUGUAGGAUCUAUGCACUGAAACGCGCAGAGAGCCGGCGGCGGCGGCUCCCCGUUGGGCGGGCGUGAGGCCAGCGGCCCAGACAGAGCCCUGCCCGCCCGAUGGUGGACUGAAAAGCCUGCAGAAGAGAUUUGCAUUCUGGGCCCCAGACGCGGGUUUGCCAAUCUGGAAACCAUUGCACUAGGCGUGAUCCCGUGGACAGUUUGGGAAGGGUAACAGCAGAUAACUCUGUGCUAAGCAGGCUGUUUGUCCUUGUAGACAGGUUAAAAAAAAAAAAAUCAAAUCCACGUUCAAUGUAGAGAUCGGGGAAGGAGACGAGCCCUUCCCCCCAGUGCUGCUUUGUGCUCGGUAGGCUUACCCCUCCCUGCUGAUGGCCCCCCCCGCCCCCCCCCCCAGCACCGACCUCUGGCCCUGCGGUGGGGCAGGGGUCCCGAUGGGCUGCCUCUGCUGGAGACAGCACCCCCCUCCAUCCUUGUCCGCAGGCUCUGGGUGGGGGGGGGCAGGGGACCGCAGGCGGACUGUGACAGACACUCGGCCCCGAUUUUGGCAGCGAUGACAAAGGGGUGACUAUUGUUUGUGAAGAUGUAUACUCAAGAGUGGUGUGCGCGUGUGUGUCUGUGUGUGCAUGUGGGUGCUAGUAAUGGCGUUAGCCUCUUGCUGUAUCUUUUUUUGUUUUGGGGUUGUUGUUUUCUCGUUUGGUUGGGGUUUUUUUUGUUGUUGUUUUUGGGGUUGGUUUUAUUUGGUCUUUUUAAAUGAACAGAAGCCUCUGCUCUAAGAAAUGUUGCAAUCCCCUGUCGAUUUAUUGGCAAGUGGCACUUUCUCCUAUUUUCAGAAGGAUCCCAAUCCACUCUUGGCUUAAAUUACCAGGAGCAUCCAAGCUAAGGAGGGAAUCUUUACACGAGUACACUUUUGAAAUCUGAAAUUAGGUUAGUUCCAGCCAUGGUUAGGGUCACCUAGAACCGUGUGUCUCAGAGGUGCGCGUCUGCGGCCUGCCGCAGGGUCCGGUCGGGGCGGUGGCGGUGCUUGGUGAGAAUGCAGACCCCUGCGUCAUUGUCCAGAGCUGGGGCUGGGCAUCUGUCUCCAAAGCCGUCCUCCGGGUUCUGGGGCUGCCCGGAGUCGGAGAACCCCUGAUGGAGAACUUUCUAAAGUGGGAGGGCCCAGCCGGGGGUGGGGGUGCGGGAGCCCUUUGGCAGCGCAGGCGGGCGGUUCCGACGCUGAUGCGUGGGGAAGAUCACAGGCUGGCAGAAAAUUAGGCCUGUGUUUUCUCGUGUCUCUUGAAUCAUUUGAAGGAAAGGUGUUCCUCUCGUGUAGUGGCCACAGUGCUUCUAGUAAGGUCCUCUCUACAGGCCUCUGCUUGUUUUCUAAAACCUUUAGUACUAAAAGCAUUAAUAGACCAAACGUCUCCGGCUGGGUUAGCUGCAUACCUUUGUACACAUCUGACGACUCAGAAUUUGAAUGGCUGUAGUUACAAUUUCUCAGGUAAAGCGUUGUUUUCCCAAAUUUCUACCAGUCCCCGCCCCCCACCCCCCGGUAUUAGGAUCCAUUUUGAGACAGCAUCAAACCUCAAAGUGCAGUAGACGAAGUCUGAGCCCUAGCACGUGGAGGCCAAAAGGGGCCCUUGCCCGGCUCGGACUGUGCCCGCACCCACCCCCGGGGCUGCCUCGGCCAGCGUGGCCCCAGACUCCCAGGGGAGCCCCGGCCUCUGCCUGCAUUAGGUCACCGGAGGCUUGGGGCCCAUGUGGAUGAGAGGUGCCCCUCGCUGGCUUCCCCCCACCCCACUGUUAAGUAAGGUGUGCCUUGCUUUAAGCAAACUGAAUGUGAACAUUAUGAUGUAGAAAUCUGGAUUCAUUAAAGAGGAAAACUGGGAUUUAUCUUGUCUCUUUAAAAGAGGUCUCCCAAUUAGAUUCUCCUGGUACUCUUCCUGGUAGCUUUUAAAAUGUUCACUUUAAGAGAAAUGACUGUGCCCCCAUCCCUUCCCCACUUUCUCCCUAGUGACAAAGCAAUGAAGGAAACCCCCGGGAGCGGCGGCCGCUUGGUGCCCGCGCCCUUCGGGGGUGCUGACGGUCCAGCCCAUGGGUGUGCUCUGAGCUCAGAAUUUCCUAGCGCAGAUGCGUUUUGUACAGCUGGGUGUACCUGUGCUUCUAGAAGGGACGGUUUGGGAUUUGAGAAGGCUUCACAUACACACUUUUGAUACAUUAUAGGGUUUGCUUUGACUUUUUAAUGUCAUGUUGCUUUUUGGUAGUGUUCUCACACUCCCGUGGAUGAAUGUUUGCACUCUAGAACCCCAGGCAGCCCCUGGCCCCCGGGGAGGGCUUGCCAGAGAGGGGCAUGGUGGGAACGGAGUGAUUGCCCUGCUCUGUUGAGGUGAUGCUCACCCUGGCUGUGGGUGCUCAUUGGAAAAGACCGUGUUGCUCAGUCCCUGUAGUGGGGCAGGGGUACUUUUAUUGAUGUCAUAUUAUAUGUUAUUUUUAUUGUUGGUAAAUGCAAAUGUUGCUAUUUAUUUUUUUUUUCUUUCUGCUCUGGUUUGAUUUGGCCAAUGUGGAUAUCCCAGUGCAUGUGGUACCUGAUGGAUAUGAUAGAAAUUUUUUUUCCCCAACUUCUCCAACUUUUAUAAAUUGCCUAAUGUUUACCUACAAGUUUGCCGGAUGAUUUUAUUUUUGAAAGCCACAAAUGUAGUUUUUCUGGAUGGAUUGCUUUUCUUAUAUAUGCAGCAAUGUAAUGUUACAUUGAUCUGCAGGGUGAUUUAAAUUUUAUUUUUGCAAGGCAGUUUUUCAGUCAAAUUAUAUAUUUGAUACAAUAUGUUAAGGGUAGACCAGCCAAGCGUCCUGCGGUUGGGACACCAGCCUGUCUCCGGGGGACCUGGGGGGCUGGGACGGCUUCUCUCGGCUGCUCGGCGUCGUGGGAGCACUUGGUUUGGCCCGUGGCGCCGUCAGGACCUGGAUGUGCUCCUCCAACGGGACUUUGAUCUGUUGGGCAGUUAAAAGGAUUUUUCAUGGGCAUUUUCCUACACCUAAGGCAGUUCCAUUAGGAGGAGUUUUAGAAGUUGACGUAAUCCAGACAGUGGACAAUCCCAGUGGCCCAGACAAGCCAUAGAAAUUUCCCUGUGACCUCUCUAUGACUCAUCUCUCACGCUCAUGAGAAAAGGAAUGUACAAUAAAUAGAAACUUCCUCAGUGUUCGUACGCCUCACUUUCAGAAUGCAAAUAGUUUAUUUAUAUUUUAAGCCCCUCCCCCAAAGUAACCAAGACUCUGCCCUGGCCCGUGGUCUCGGCUGCCGUGAUGUUUUCUUCAGUGUAGACACAGUGCACGUGUGACUUUGUAAUGGGGCUGUCUGUGUUACACACACACGCUGACUCUUUUGUAAGGAAGAUUUUCAACUCAAUAAUUGCACUGAUUUUUUGACAACUUCCUUUUUAUUAUGUCCAACUUUGCAUCUGCUGUACUUAUUUGAAAUGAUUGUAAAUAGAUGUAGGACCGCAAACGUGAUAUGAACACGCUGUGUCACUUUGUUGUAGGUGCUGCCACGUCUUCAGUGUGAUGUGUUCGAGUCGCGUGGACUUCUCUCUGCCUCUGUCGCCUUGUGUUUGCUGACCAUUUAUGAAGGACAAAAUUAGCCUCGUUUUCUUGUUUUUCAGAGAGGAAGUUUGCAGUCCGUUGAAAGGAGACCGUGCUCUCCCCUUGAGGUCUGAAGAUUUAAUUUUAGGAGGAUUAAUUAUAAACCCUUUGAACAUUCUCUUUGGUCUGUUUAAUUCCUGGUUGUUUUUCAUGGCUCCUUAAAGCAUUUUCUUCUAGUUCUGUCCAGCAUCUGACAGUCGGACAGGAAGCAUCUGGGUGGCCAGUGUCGCUAGCCACUGAGGGCCUCCCUCACUUCUCUUCGGUCAGCCAUCAUGUAAAGCCAUGAGAUCACUGUUGUGUCAAAACCGUCACUUGUGGCCUAGCCCGUCGAUGCUAGAGAGACCUGAAAUCCAGCGCUCUUCUUUUAUGCCUUGCGAUGUAGCUAGAGGAGAGGUGUGCACUCCAGCCGCAGCCCACUGCACGUUAAUUGUUCGCGGUCCGGCUACCCAGUACCAGACACACAGGGAGCUUCUAGACCCAAGCCAGUCAUGAGUGUGUGCUAAUGUCGCAUCGAUGCCAUCGUGGUGCCCUCCUUAAUGCUUUUCUGGUUACGUUUUGCCAUUUUAUUGUCUAAAGUGAAUGUAUUGGCUUAGCCAAAUCACUACAGAAGGUGGUUUCUAAAUACCUUUCUAGUUUAAAAUGAAUGAAUGAAUGAAUGAAUGAAUGAAUGAAUGCAGAUAAAGGCUACCUCUGAAUUCUCAAUAGAUUCAUGUUUGCUCUUAAGUGUAGCUAUCCACACCGAAAACAGCCGAAACGCUGCCUGAAUGGAUAAACUGAAUUGUGAACAUCUCUCUCUUCAGUUCUGGCUUGAAAAUUUGUGUGCCAUACUGUGACCCGUGGGCCGGGGACUCCUUGCGGCGGCCCAGCUCCAUUUUAGGACUCUAAGCAGCCAGCACGCAUGAAAAGGAAGAGCUUCCCGCACUGUCCCAUGUGGUGGCAGGAGCAUCUCUGAGCAGGACCAUGCGCCGUGAGACCCUGAAGCGGCCUGCCGUCCGGCCUUGUUCAGUUGCCUGUUUGCUGUAAGAAAGCACUUUCUUCUCUGCUUCACUUGUGAAUGGGUUGAAAAUGGCUCCCUCUGUGCUUUCCUCCCUUUUUACACACUCUGUAAAAUCACGAAGGUGCUUGAACACCAGCUCCUGUGCAAAACUAAUCCAUCUAAAGUGGCCGUGUAGUUGCAGAAAACAGUGCGGUCAUGAUCAGCCUUUGACCUUGGAACCUUGAGUUACUGUCACUCCCUGCUUAAAAAUGAUCUACAGUUUAAAAGCAAAAUAUUUUGUCCUUGUCCAGGGCCCUCAGUUUGAAAGGUACGUAAGGGUCCACGGCAGCAUCUUGCAGUCGGAGUUCCCGGGCACCCUGACGCUAACUCACAGGCAGUCUGUGAUUAACCCACUUUGCUGUCGGAAUGCCCUUAGCCCACACGCCACUGUGGGCCCAUUGGGAUCGCCCUCAGCCCUCUUCACAUCUUGUCUUUAGAUUCGUUAACUUGUCUUCGCAUUUGCUCCGAAACACCUCCGUUGGUUUUCUCUUCAAUUCUUGAGGGACAGGUGGGCGAUCUUGCAGAAACAGAUGGAGGGGGGCGUGGAGGUGCUCUGCUCGCCCACUGGAUGCUCGUCAGAUACUGACUUUGGCCCAGAGAGGUUCCAAGUGUAGCAUGACCUGGAAGGUUUUGCCUUUAGCACUGUCGUGUUGGGUUUUGAUGCUUUUCAUGCUGCGUGGCGUGCUUUAAUUCUGAAAGAGCUAAGUGUCCUUUGCAGUCUUUCUACGAAUGUUCUAUAAUUCCAUGACUACCCUGUUUUGUAGACACAACCCUCCCAUUCAGGGUGGGUACCCUCAGUGUCUGCUGACCUGCUUCCAGAACUGCUCGGGCACUCUGGGUUGGCCUCCUCUUUGACCAGAAUCCCAUUCAGGGCAUUUUCAGGGGACACCGCGUGGCGGCCCACUCUUUGAUUCAGUAAUGUGAACUCUUGAACUCAGAUCUGCCCAUCAGCUUUGUGCAUAAAUGUCUCUAGAAUCCUGGGGUGGGCCUCUCUGCCAUUUUUGCAUUCAUGAAAAAUUAUUUAAAAAGAGGGAGCUGAAGAUGAUUGGUGCUUUUGUUAACACUUUUUUCUUAUUGGUUGAUGUGAAAGUGUUAAAGCUUAAAACACCAAAUAUUAACUCUUCCCCCUCAAGUGUCCCCAGGAACUAGAUGUGAGGCCACCCUCAUUAAGUACCUUCUGAAUCAAGGUCCUUAAAACCGUGAGUUGAUCCCAAGCCCACCCCACAUCAUCGGGCCGGGGGGUGUGAUGCCUGCCCACUGUGUGGCUCCUUGGCAGACCUAGGUGCUUGUGUUGGGGAGCCGAGGCGCCUUGGAACUCUAGAGACUGUGGGGACCGUCUGGGGCAGGGGGUGGCGGGAGAAGGCAGCUCCCUCUGCCCCAGGAAGCCUUCCUCUGGUCUCCAUCGGUACCAGACUGAGGAUGUUCUGGAAGACCUGGUCUCAGCCUCUGUGCCUUUAAAAGUCCGGUCCUCAGUGUCCUUUUGGAAUCAUGUUGGGGCUGCGUUUUCAUUGGGAAGUAAACCUGUAUCAUUCCACAAGUCAAUCAUUGACCUUCUGCCUUGGAAGCUGCGUUUGCGCCUCAGCUACUGACUUCGUAAACUGUGAUGCCCGUGCACACUGUCUCGUGUCAGAAAACGUUAGGUUCUUUUAGUUGCAGGAUUUCCUUCCCAAGCCCACGUCCACGGGGAUUCCGGGAAAUCGGCACAAGAUCCAUCUCGUAGUCAGGCUUUGACCAUGACCGUCAGCAAAACCUGGUGGUUUUGUCCUCAUAGGCACUCAACAAGAAUACUUAGUGUACCUAGAUUUUUAGAAAAGGAAUUGGAAUCGGAUCUCUGGUGAAGUGCGUGUGGGGUCCUCAGACGUAAGGUGCUGUUCAGUCCUCCUGUUCUUGGGAUGCUUUUCGUGAACAUUGCUCUGUUCUGUGGGGCGUGCGGGGAAGCUGCGGACUUGGGUGAGCCGUGCGCGGAGGACUCCCGGGUUUUUAUCGCUAACUUGUCCAAGCCAGGUUUUGAGCAGUUUUCUUGGCUGCUGGUCCAGUUCAGAAACACCUGACCCUGUCAAGGAUGAUGAUGUUGCUUUUAAGUGGGGGAAAUAAUGCAAUGUUAUUUAUUUUUUAAAUGCAUAGAAAUCCAUUCUGGGUGGCUCCUCUUGGCCUUUCCUUCUCCCAAUCUCGCCCUCUUGAAGGCAGAGCAUGGCCAUUGCCUCGGCAGAGGGGAGGGUACGUUCAUUAUUUUGGAUCCUCUUCAAAGCCAAAUAUCCACGUGACUAAAAUCCUGGGAGUACAUAGUUUAGCACUAAAUUGAAAUCUGAGUCCUGAGUUUGAUAAUGGAUUUUAAUGUGAUUGCUGAAGGUAUGAAAUCAUGUUUUAUAACUAUAGAGGCAAGUAAGUUUUUACUUUUUAAAAAGUUUUAAGAGAAUAAUAAGUUUCUGUGCAGCAAAGUGGCUACUCAUUAAAUACAAGAAAAGAAUGUAGUGUCUAAAUCCAGAUUUUUCUUACCUCUGAUACACUUCAGAUCACUUACCUAAUAUGUAUUGAGGGGUUUUAACCCUGAGUUUUAUCAACUUUUCUAGUUUUAUUUUAUUUUUAUAAAAUAAUUGAAAAAGAACCAAAAAUGAAUUCACAAGUUCUGUAGGCAGAUCUUGCCCCUUCUUAAUUGUCCCCCCCCCAACAAAACAUUUUAGAAGAUAUUUUGAAUCAAAAUGUAUUGUGACCAUUGAAAGUUUACUAUUUUCUAAGAAGCAGAGUGGCUGCCGGGGCCCCCCCCCCAGGCGGUGCUCUGCGUGCGCUCUACGGACCGUCGACGCCUGUGCGGUGGCCUGUGUGACGCCGUCGCGUGCUUGCGAUCGAGAGACUGUGCAGUGCUGUUCUGUAAGCUGGAAGUUCCUGUACAAACCGGUAUUUAUAUGCGUUCGCCUCUCUGUAUAAUUUCUCAUUUGCUCCACGAAUUGUAAAAUUAAUUAUAAAAUUAUAGUACCUGCUCAGUACAGUUCGGAGGCUUAAGUCCUUGUCUUUGGUUCACUACCAUUCCGUAUGUUUUGAGGAUGUCCAAUGCCUGCAUGACGCGAGGUGGUGAUGCCACUUUAAAUCAAGCCUUAAUCAGAUGUUACAAUUUUAAGUUUCAGAGUAUGCAAAAAUAUUAGCCAGAGUGGGUUUAAACUGCUCAGAUCAAGAUGCUGUAUCCUAAAUCAACCAAUCUCUUCUCUAGAGUUACAAAGGGAAACUUUCAGUGAUCCAGAUCUCUCUCUCUCUCUCUCUCUCUCUCUCUCUCUCUCUCUCUCUCUCUCUCUCUCUCCCCCCCCCCCCCCCCCCUCUGGUCUGGCAUGGCUGUUGCCACUUCUCGGUGAAAACGGACCACUGUGCGCUGCUCUGGCAGUCGGUCAGAAUGACCUGUUCUCAGAGUCUAGAGACUUUUCCAGGGUUACUUUAAAUGUCUGGUUUUUUCCCUCCAGUCUGAGAUUUAUUUAUGGCAAAUGGAGAGUGUGAUCUGGGCAUGAAUCUUGCUGGACCUGCUCACGUUCUAAGCUUUCUUCAACUAGUGCCGCCUGCCAUCGCUUCUGCAUAGGAUUAGAUGGAUUUUUGUUUUUGUAAAAGCAUCUCUAACUUAGACGUAAAACGGAGGGGACCCAGCUUUCUUUACAAUGUGGAUCUACCUCAGUUACACAGUUGGGUGCUAUUUACUACGUCUGUCAAUUUAAAUUGGAAAAAGUAACCAAACAGCAAGAUAUAACUCCACACAAAGCUUGAAAUCAUAAUUUCCGUUUAUUUAACAAUCUUUUUAUUUAUUUUGUGCCUUUUGUGUUGAAUCCUAAUGCAUUGAAAAGUCCGUUUGAAAUUUAAAUUCUUACGUUGCAGGUGGGGAGAAAAGCCCGACUGGCCGUGGAGUUUGAUAGUCUGUCCCCAGCCAACAGUAAGGGGGACUGAGACCCCCACUGCCCUUCUGUCAAAAGGAAAAACGAUAUUCUGUCCGAGAGCAAAUUAACAUUUUACAGACAAAUUCCAAACCCUUCUAUGCAUGUACUUAAAGCUUCUCUUCAUUUUCUGUGCCAGUGAAGGGGCAGCCAAAACAACUCCCACGCACUCUGUUGAGGGUUUUGCCGUCCGUGCCCCCCUCUGCCUCUGGCAUAUUUUAUACAUUUAUUUCUUAAGCAGCAAAUGGACUGUUGUGGAUUCCGUCUCUCCUGGGGGAGGUGUUGGUGACCGCGGGCAGCCGGAGCGGGGGCGCGUGUACUGGAGCCGACUGGGCGGGGGGGGGAGGUCUGCGUUCAGCAGCAGCCCUGGGUGUUGCCCUAAGGGAGGCGAGCUUUCUGGCAGGAUGAGGAACUAAGGUAGGAGAUCGGUGACUUCCGUGCUUUUAUAUUUGGCAGUUUACAAUUCUAGACUUUUCCUACUGUGGUGAUCUUUUUUAACUUAAUUCUUUGGAGGUAACACAAUAUUUUGGAGUCUUAAGAAUUUGAUUUUAUACCAAUAAGAAAUACAAAUUAGGGAUCUUUCCUGUAGUAUAUAGUUUUACUAUUUUAAAGAGAUCUCUGAAUUUUACAAGAGAACUAACAUUCCUUAGUGGCAAAACUCUGAAAGUUGAUUUGGGAGGCUUUUUGCUGCAGGAUCUCCAAAACCUGGGAUGAUUCUGGUUAAAUGUUCUCAUUGUCAAGCGUCCGUCGGGUCAGGACUUGAGCUCUAUUUUGUAAAGAGUCGCUCAUCCUUCAGCAUGCUGCAUAUACAGACCGGCGCCGUUGCACUUUCUCGGUGGUGAGAAAUGCCCCGUGAUUGGCUCACCAGGAAGCAUUCUGUUCUUUACCUAACAAGAGUACUUUGGGGCAGUGAUUAGAUUUAUACAGGUACCUCAAGAAAAAGAACCUGAAUAUGCUGCAUUUUGUUUCUUUAGCUUUUAUAUGUAGCAUUUUGUUUGGCUCUUAUUAUUUUGUUUAGAUCUAUGCUUUCUGGACCCCAACAGACUGUUGAACGAAAUUUCAAAGUUACACUCUUGUCGGGAUACAGUAUCCUUUGUUUUUGUCUUUUUAACUUCAGUACCUGGUUCAAGGUUGCCCACCGUUAGUAUACUACUUCACCCAAAUACACCUGAGCAAAAGGGUACCAUGUGUGCAAGCAGACAAUAAUGUUCCCAGGCCUUUCUGUUCAUGCUGCUUCCUUAAUUCUUUUCUCCGUGUCAUCAAGAGGUUGGAUAACUGAUUUCUAAGGUCAGACUUCACAUUAUGGCAUCUUAACGUUUUCAACAGACCUCACAAAACGGCCAUUGAGUGAGCAGCAUGACCCUAAAGGAGGCGCUGGCGUCAGGCAGCCGGACGGUCUGGUCUCUGAGGAGCCAGUGUUCCCGUCUCUCGGUCCGGCGCUCACCCUCACCCACCGGAUGGGGGUGGUCUUGAUGGACGAAAGGCGAACUGGUGGAGAGCGCCGCGGGCUGGGCCGCCGAGCAUCUGUUGUCGUGGUCAAGCUUAGCUGGGUCCUUGCCAGUCUGUCUGACAGCUUUUACUAGGUUAAGUAGUUUGCACUAUUUUUGCAAUAAAUUCAUGGAAAACCUAACAGUUACUUGUUUUGUUUCUUACUGUGUGUAUAUAAACUAAUACUAAAAGUUUGGCAUAGUGUUUUUUCACCUCCUUACGUAACCCUUAACAUGCACAGAAUGCUGUAAAUCUGAUAAAAUAUGAUGUGAAUGAUAUUUUAUAAAGUUAUUUUGUAUGGUGUCCAUUUUGUUUUGCCUCAUAGUAUGUCAGCAAAAAAAUAAAAUAAAAUUCCUCAUAUUUACA